This is a messenger RNA of Peronospora farinosa, 2166 nucleotides long. NCBI's taxonomy places the organism in Eukaryota, Oomycota, Peronosporomycetes, Peronosporales, Peronosporaceae. The record is from the annotation of a GenBank genome assembly.
AUGGCAGCGCUCAAUGUGAAUAUAGGCGUCCUAGGGCACGUCGACAGCGGCAAGACGAGCCUCGUGCGCGCGUUGAGCACGCAACUGUCCACCGCAUCGUUGGACAAAGACCCGCAGAGCCAGCAGCGCGGCAUCACAUUGGACUUGGGCUUCUCCAGCUUCUAUCUUGAACCAUGUGAGGGACCAUCACUCCAAGUCACACUAGUCGACUGUCCCGGCCAUGCAUCUCUUUUCCGAACGAUUUUGGGAGGUGUAGCCAUUAUCGACAUUGUGUUGCUAGUUGUAGACUGUCGCAAAGGUCUCCAAGCGCAGACAAUUGAGAGUUUACUCCUGGCGUCACUAGUGGCACAAAAGAGAGUGAUCGUAGUUCUGACCAAGACGGAUUUGUUGUCUUCUAUAGACUCGGAAAAAUCGGCAGUGAUUGCUGCAGUCACGAGCGAGAUACGAGCAUUUUUGGCUACGUACUUAUAUUUGAAUCAAGAUGUUUCUGUUUCAGUGGUUCCUGUGGCCGUGGGGAACGGGAAAAAGGCCCAAGGGGUCUUUGAACUUCUUGAGGUACUACGGACCAAUUUGAAGGCUCCAGAACGUGAUACUUCUGGGGCUUUUUGUCUCGCAGUAGACCACUGCUUUGCUGUGUCAGGGAGUGGCACAGUGUUAACUGGCACCGUGCUGUCUGGAGCUCUUUCAACGGGUGAUGAGCUAGAAGUAUUGCCAAUUGGAAUAAAAGCCAAAGUGAAGAUGUUGCAGGUGUUCAAACAAGAUGUGGAGAGAUGUGCCCAAGGUGAUCGAGUUGGAGUUUUGGUAAACGGACUGGAUCCGACACUUGUGGAGCGAGCAUUAGCGGUAUCUCCACCCGGAAGCUUGGCUCCAGUUACACAAGUGGUUGUCCCAGUGACACGUGUGCCGUUCUUUCGAGGCGCAGCUUGCAAGAGUGGAGCUAAAUGUCAUGCUACAGUUGGUCUCUCGACUGUGAUUGCUACUGCCACAUUUUUCACGCGACUAGGAGAGCGACGAGAUGGCGAUGGACACGCAAAAGAAGAGUUUAAUCCAUCAGCGCUGUAUGAGUACUUGUCAGAUCUCGAUUUUAAGAACACUAGUUCAGGUAGCGAGAGCAAAAUUGGCAAAGCUCCAGUUUUUGCGUUGCUUCAAUUUGAACGCGCGGUCUUCUGCCCUCCUGCAGCGCUUGUAGUGUGCUCACGCCUUGAUCUCGACGCAAAGCGAUAUCCAUGUCGUUUGGCUUUUUAUGGCGCUGUGCAGAGCGUCGUGGGGUCAAAUGACGAGGAGUUGAAGACGCUGUCUUUUGUACACCGCAGUGUGGUGGGCCUUGCUGACAUGCAAAUCGGUCGAGUGAAGCGUAAGGAUGGCUUCGUGGACAAAGUGAUUAAUUCCAGAAAUGGCAAUAACGAAAAUGAGCGCGAGGUUAUCGGUCGCGAUAUGUUUACAAAAGAUGUAAAGUGGAGCGUGUAUCAAAACUCAGUGGUGUUGUUCGAGCAAACACGAGCGCUGGGGACUAUUCUCGGGCCUUUUGGCAAGGCGGGUAAGUUCCGCAUAGCCUUGUUACAUAAUGAAGCUUCGUGUUCAAAACAGCACGUGGGUCCUGCUCGGGGGGAAAAGUUUGUUCUGCGCUUUCUCAAGCUGAUCACUCUGAAGCCACCGAAGCUCAAAGGAAAGUCGACCACGCAACGUAUUCUUACAAAGAGCACGUGGCGAUCUACUGCCAAGACUAGCGCGCCCUCCUUUAUCCAGGAAAUCCUUUUGCUAUACCCGGAAGCAUUCAAGGCUGAACAAUUAACGUCAUCUAUUGAGGCCGUGACACCGGACCUUGUUAGUCGCACUAUCACCGAUGCGUCUACUCGACAAGUCGAUGAAGGAAAUAGAAACACUGAGCUGUCUGUUGUUGCUCGUAGCGGAAGAAUUGAACGAUUGAAGGGCGAGACGACUGCGGAAGGAAGAAAUCCAUUUGCAAUUGUUUCAGGGUUAUUCAGCACCGAGCAGGAAGCAAAAGAUGCUGUCGGAUUCCGAGUGCGAUGUGUUAAUGGUGACCAAGAUAAUUUAAGUGAAGGCAAGAUUGAAAAACCUUUCGGCAAGGCUGGUAAGGUCCGCGUAGACUUUCAAGAAUGUGGAGGCACAAAAGGCCAAGUUGGGGAUGCAAUCGAGUUGUGCUGA